UUUGUUGACAACGAGGCAGCCGCAGUGUAGCGUCACUGUUAGCUGUUAGCGGUUAGCUGCAGAGGAUCCAAACACUGCUCGGUGUCUCGGGCCGGACUCUCGAGUGGACGAGUCUCCUGGAGAAAUCGAGCAACAUGCACCUGAAGCACCUGAAGACGCUGCUCACUCCGCAGGAGGGGGCUGCCAAGGUGACGUGCAUGGCCUGGGCGCCGAACAACAGCAAGUUAGCCGUGUGCACGGUGGACAGGGUGGUGCUGCUCUAUGAUGAGCACGGAGAGAGAAGAGACAAGUUCUCCACCAAACCUGUGGACUCCAAGUACGGGAAACAAAGCUAUGUCGUCAAUGACAUGGUGUUUUCACCGGACUCCACCAAAAUCGCCAUCGCUCAGUCCGACAACAUCAUCUUCGUCUACAGGAUCGGAGAGGAUUGGGGGGACAAGAAAGCCAUUUGCCACAAGUUUGUUCAGACAAGUGCUGUGACCUGUCUGCUGUGGCCUGCAGAACAUGUCAUAGUUUAUGGUUUGACUGAUGGAAAGGUGAGUCA
Paralichthys olivaceus (Japanese flounder) is the source of this 544-nucleotide messenger RNA. The record is from RefSeq and is a predicted model, not a curated record. NCBI's taxonomy places the organism in Eukaryota, Metazoa, Chordata, Actinopteri, Pleuronectiformes, Paralichthyidae.